Drosophila rhopaloa is the source of this 2413-nucleotide messenger RNA. RefSeq names its product peroxidase. NCBI's taxonomy places the organism in Eukaryota, Metazoa, Arthropoda, Insecta, Diptera, Drosophilidae. Bases 203 to 2302 code for a protein of 699 amino acids. Gene Ontology annotation, biological process: response to oxidative stress. The record is from RefSeq and is a predicted model, not a curated record. Gene Ontology annotation, molecular function: heme binding; peroxidase activity. The transcript is spliced from 11 exons.
CUCAGUUUUCUACGAUUCGCCGAGCCGUCGGCACGGUUUAAUUUGUCGGAAUACGCUGACUUAAUCCGAUAGAGUCGCAGUUUGGAUCACUUCCUUAUCAAAAGCUAACGACGUGACUUAAAUUCCAUUGACGUAUGGGAAUUUUGUGAAUCACAACCAACCGUGCCUGAAAAAUCCGUGUUCUAGAACAAAGAACGCUGCAAUGGGUGCAAGUGGAAUCAAGUACAUCUGCCUGCUGGCUCUCAUAAUAGGAGCAUCAUUAUUGACAAUAGGCGAUGCAAAGUCAAGACAGGAUGUUGUUGCAAAGUUAAACGGGAUUCCUGCGGCGAAGUGGUUGCAGUUAGUCAACUCAGCUAUCGACUCAGUGACAAGACAAAAGCGCCUGGAGGAAAAUCUGCUGAAUUCCGACAUCACUGUUAAAAACGGCAGCCUUUCCCACGUCCAACUUCUGGAUACAUUGCCGAACCUAGCCUCUAAACAGGACAGUGAACUCGCUCUGAAGAUCCUGAAGUCCAGUCUGUACGUUUUCAAUAGUGAGUGCUUGCCCAAUGAAAUCGACGGAGAUGAGUGUCGCAGUUACCUGGAGCAAAAACCACUUCCCGAGGGCAGUAGUCUGCGAACCGAGUGCGAGAACUUGCUCAAGGGAAACCGGGAGGGUCAUCACGCCUUUAGGAGGCUACUAGUGAGCAGCCACUACAAGAAUGGAUUCUAUGAUAUGUUCCCCAACACAGGUAGACUUAAUACCGUGCCGGCAGCUUGGUCCAUUAGUAAGGGCCUAUACGAGCCCGAUAGCAUUCAAACGGCCAAGCAAAUAAGGUUCGAGAACAACCCGAAUUUGGUACUGGCACAAUGGGCUCAGUUUGUGGAGCACGAUCUUAGCAAGCCCGUAUCACAAUCGAUGAGCAGUGGAGCUCCGAUCGAGUGUUGCAGCCGUGACCAAAUCAACCUUCAGCCCCGGCAUCACCACCCGGCCUGUGCUCCUAUUAUUUGCCAGCCCAGUGAGAAAUACGAAGUGCCAAGCUGUCUUAACUAUGUGAGAAGUGCUCUGGCCGUGGCCGAUUGCAAUUUCGGUGGCGCCGAGCAGCUCAAUCAGGCCACGGCAUCCUUGGACCUAUCGCAACUCUACGGCCUCACCUCGGCGGCAGAGAAAAAGUUGAGGGCCUCGGAGGGUGGUCUAUUAAAGUCAACACCACGAGGAGAGAACGACAAUGCCCUGCUGCCCAUUGCCAGCGACACGGAAGGACCCUCCUUCUGCGCCAGGGAAAUCAUUGGAGAUGGCACCUGCUUUGCGGCUGGUGACUCGCGGGUCAACAGCAAUCCCUUCUCGAUACUGAUCUACACGAUCUUCAUGCGCAACCACAACCGGCUGGCAACCGAACUCCAUCUGAGGAAUCGGCGGUGGAGCGACGAAAGGCUCUUCCAGGCAGCCAAGGCGAUCAAUGUGGACAUCUAUCGGCGAGUGGUGAUCGACGAGUGGCUGCCGGCGGUGCUCGGCGAACGCUUGGCCGCUGAGGUUAAGACAACCCGAUAUCCAAGUGCCCUAGAGGUCUCCAAUGAGUUUGCGGUGGCCGCCAUUCGAUUCUACUUCUCGAUGCUGCCCAAUGAGCUUCAAAAUCUGUCCAAGGAUAACAUUGUCCAUGGAACUGAAAAGAACAACGAAUAUAUAUUAAUUAACAAGAACCUGCCGUCGACAAGCCUAUUUGAGCUCAAAGAAGAAAUCUACAAGCCACAGCUCGAGUACACAUCCAAAAAGCUAAACGAUAUCCUCGAGAGUUUACUCAAUCAGGAGUCCAUGAAAAUGGAUGCAGCCUACUCUGGUGGUAUCGUUUGGCACAAGGACACCAAGCCCACCCAUGCUGAUAUCCUGGCCUUCGACAUCCAAAGGGGCAGAGACCACGGCCUGCUCCCGUAUCAUCGCUAUUUGGAGUCAUGCAGCCUUUCCAGACCCGUGAAUAGCUGGAAGGACUUUGAGCAGUUUAUUCCCAAAGAUGUGUUGGAUAAGUUGAAAACUAUAUACAACAGUUGGUCUGAUGUGGAUCUAAUUGUGGGUGGAAUUUCGGAGAUGCCUGUUCACGGAUCUGUUGGCCCCACCUUCAGUUGCAUAAUCUCUGAGCAAUUCGUGCAUGUACUUAAACAACACGUGCAAAAGGCGGACCACAAAUACGCUCAAUUGGUGGAGCAAUAUCGGCAUUUGAAUGGAACCAAGCUCCUGUGUCUGAGCUCCGGCCUCUUGGCGGUUCCCCAGAAUAUCUUCCAGUUGCCAUCGGCCAGUAAUCGACUGGUGUCUUGUGAAGAUGUCUAGAGGGUGAUACUACUCCCUUCCUCAGCCUUUGCAAACCAAUUUUAGAUUAAGCUGCGAAGCCAAAAAAAAAUUGUAAAAGACAAAGCUUAAUAAAAUACCUCAAUAUUCUGA